AUGGAUCAGACUAGGCCACAAGAUGCUAUAACACCAGAUCCUGCACCGCCUACAUUGCCCAUACCACUUGCACUACCCCCACCACCCCCACCACCUGUGCCAAUGCCACUGAAGGAGCUGCCACAACCACCAGCGCUGACGCCAGUGAUGCUGACACCACCGCAACCAUCACCGCCAAUUUUGCCCACAAACAUGACGUCCAAUGAUGGUGCUGAAGCAGCGUCUGAUCUUUAUGCCCUUCAACCAAACCAUGAUGACAUGGAGUUUGAUUCCGAACCUCUAACUUCCGGUUUUCAAAUGCAGCCAGCCCCCGAUGGUCCCGGCGAAAGCAAUCGAGCUGAGCCUGAAGAUGGUCUUGGCCAAAGCAGCGGAGCUGAGCCUGGACAAACCGACACACUGCAACGCUCCACUUCAGAUAGUCUUUUGGGUGGCUCACCAAGUCCCUUAGAGUCAGCUGUAGUAAUUCCAGCACCUCAUGUCGAUGGUGAAGAUCCACUCUGUGGCCUUAGAAAUGUUCCGGAGUUGGAUGUCUUGCACUUGAAAAUAAAGUUUCAGCCUGAUAUCAAACUUUUCGUUGUCAAACAGGAUAUUGCAUACCUAGCUCGCAUCAAGGGCCUUGGAGCAAAAUACCUCUCCACAAUUUCCUCUGCGUCAGAAAUUGAUCACACUCUCUUGGAUGCGCUUAUGAGCUGGCACAUUCGACAUUGUCCAUUCCAGAUACUGCAGGAAAAACACUCAGUGGAAGGCUAUGGAGUCCACAUUGAUCACCUUAUUAUGAUGAUCUUACACAUCAAGUUCAUUCAGACUUCUCAGGCUUCUGAUGAAGAAACAAGUGGCGAGGCUGGCUCCAACCACAAAGACUAUGGAGAACUUGAGGAUGAUGAAGCUGUUGAAGAAGAUGUUAUCAGCCCAGGGUUGGAUUGGGAUGACAUGGAUUUUGCAGAUGGAGACGAAGAUGAAGAAGACAAAAGUGAGAGGGAGCCUGUUUUAUGGCCUGAUGAAGACGAACAUGAUGUGGAGACUUUGACUAGUCUGGAUGCUAUAGAUGAUCAGGCGCCUUACCCCAUCUUUCUGAAUGCCAUUCAGAAGCAACGUGCAGAGAUUCUUAGAGAGUUUUGUGCCAAUCCUGACUCCUCCGAAGAGCAGCUCAUGGAAGUGUAUCAUUUGCUCCUGUUGUCUGUGUUCACAACUCACAGUGACGACAAUCCAAGGCCUCUUCAAUCUCUUGUUGAUUCAUUUAUCAUGUCCACAAGCAUUGAUGUACAGGGUUGUUUUGCGUCACCUCACCUCAUCUCCAGCCAUUUGGCCAAGAUCAUUUAUGGCACACUUUUCUGUCUCUUAACCAAUGUCAUGAAAUCCCUGGAUCCUUACCAAGCAUUUAUGACAACCAUGAAAGCUUGGAUAGAGCCUGGCCAUAUAGGACUGCCUAGACUCCAGUUUACGACAUCAGAUGGACCGGACUUCACAUUUGAUGACAAGUCUCUGUCUGUGACUGCAAUGACACAGAUGUAUCACAGCAUCUAUCAGGAUAUGGUCCGUAUACUAGAACAAGACCUUCUAUUGGGAGCUAGCAAUGCAGAUCUACAGCCUCUUAAGACACCAGAGGAAAUUACUGAUAAGCCUCAUGAACAUGUCCUUGGACGUGGUGUGUUGGUUUCAGAAAUGCAGGCUGCAUGGUGUUUGAUGAAGUUUCUCAUGAGCGACCAAAAGCUUAUGAAGAAGUUCUUUACCAUCAAUCCAAGUGGACAUCCAGUGCCCCGCAAGGGGUUCAAAGAAGAUAUUUCCAACGAAGAUGCAGCCCUCUCUCUUCAGGCAUCGUAUGCCCACCAGCAAUCCUCUUCUAAAAGGACUCUUUCAUCCCUGUGGACCAGUAACCGCCCUGUUGCAGCCUCAAACUCUGACUUGAUGCUUGACCAUAAUCUUCUUGAGGAGAUUCAGAGUAUGCAGGGCGCCUUGGCCCAGCUGACUCGCAUGGUGUCAUCCAUCUACCAAGUAGUCCUUCCAUCAGACAAUGCAAUACCUGCUAACUAG
Messenger RNA from Suillus bovinus, 2031 nucleotides. RefSeq lists its product as uncharacterized. Lineage: Eukaryota; Fungi; Basidiomycota; Agaricomycetes; Boletales; Suillaceae. Bases 1 to 2031 code for a protein of 676 amino acids. The transcript has 7 exons. The record is from RefSeq and is a predicted model, not a curated record.